AGAAAAAAACCACUGUCUCUUGGUGAUGACGUAUUUUACGCGCGACCUUCUUCGAAAUAACACUGUUGUUGUCGCCGCUACAAAGUGCUGUUUUUUCAUGCUAUUUAAGUUCUUAAACUAAAAAGUCGUAUUUUAUGCCAACAUUUUCCCCUUAUGCGUUUAUAUGUGAACCAAAUUUAGGCAGAAGGUCUAUUUGUAGUCGGUUUUUAAAAAUUGUUUAAAAAAUAAAGCGGGUCGUCGUUAGGAUGUCUCAGCCAGCACAGACGUCGCUGCCCGCCGCUCCAGAUUCCCCCGCGCUGGUGGUCACAGCGAACGUGCAGAAAUACGCCGUGAAGAAGAAGAAGGUUCUGACCGCAGAAGAAAGCGAGCUGUACGAGCUGACCCAGGCUGCAGGCAUCACGGUGGACCAGGAAGUCUUCAAGAUCAUGGUGGAUCUGCUGAAGAUGAACGUGGCUCCUCAGGCGGUUUUCCAGACUCUGAAAGCAAUGUGUGCGGGUCAGAGAGUCGCUGAAAACGGUGGCGCCGAGUCCUCAACCGCCUCCCACGCGGCGAGCGCCAGCACAGCACCUCCAGAACCCCGAGAUUCAGAAGAGUCUUUGGUUUCCGGGAAGAGUCCUAAACCACCAGCAGCGCCCCCCUCGGGGUCCGGCCCCAGACCACCGAAAGCCAACACCAAGAUUGUGGUCUACGGCCCCCAAGACGCUAACUCCUCUCAAGCUGUUCGCAGUAAAUCCGGAGCGACUUUCAAUGAGAAGAGCUCCAGCCAGCGGGUGCAGCGGCAGCCCAGCGCCACUAGAGGGCAGAAGACCAAGAGCUCGGGCAGCAGUAGUUCCUCCUCUCAGAUCAACUCCACAUGAAGAAACUUCCUAAAAUCCACUUUUCCUGCAUGUUUUCCUGUUGAAAUGAAUGUUUUUGUACCUUGUGUUUGACAUUUUCGUCUUUUCCUUCCAAACAAAACUGAUGUAAAUAAUGAAAAAUAAAGUAUUUUUAAAAAA
Molecule: messenger RNA, 995 nt
Organism: Oryzias melastigma (Indian medaka)
Lineage: Eukaryota; Metazoa; Chordata; Actinopteri; Beloniformes; Adrianichthyidae
Gene: mzt2b
Product: mitotic spindle organizing protein 2B
Exons: 4
Coding region: 246-857 (203 amino acids)
Cellular component (GO): centrosome; spindle
Source: RefSeq, a predicted model, not a curated record